CGUAUACGACAAAUGGAUCAUUUUCGUUCGAAUAGCUAAAAUAAGAUUCUUGAACUUGUAAACAAAUAUUCGCAUACGAAAAUAACAUCGUCUGCCUUUGGCGGGCGAAUUUUUAGUUUCGUAGACGAAUCAAAGUAUUUAUAACCUCAAUUUGUAACGUUUUGUAAGUACGAAGUAAUGAAAAAUUAAUAAGCUCGCUUUUAUGAUAAAAAUGGCUUUGGGUAAUCAAAUUAAUUUGGCUGCUAUAGCUGCAUUGGAAGAAGCAGAGUUACUUGAAGAAGGUCAAAGGCAGUUUCAUGAUUUUGUGAAUCCUUUUGAUUCUUUAACAGAUAGACAAUUUAUUAAAUUGUUUAGACUUAAUAAAAACAUGACUGAAGAUUUGAUAGAAACUUUGGAACCGUUCAUUACACCACCAAGUAGAAUAUCAUCUUUGAACGUGACAAGAAAAGUGAUUAUAUCUAGCGUGAUUUUAACAGCCUUACGAUUCUUUGCUAGUGGCAGUUAUCAGACUGAUAUUGGUCUAAACUUACAUUUGGGUGUAAGCCAGUCUUCAGUAAGUCGUUGUGUUGCAGAAGUUACUGAUGCCUUAAACAGACCUGAAGUAUUCAAUCGAUUUAUAAGAUUUCCGUGGAAUUUUAAUAAACUGAAUGGAUUACGAAAUGAAUUUUACUUACAAAAUAAUUUUCCAGGGGUAAUAGGCUGCAUUGAUUGUACCCAUGUGGCCAUUUACCCACCGAAAAUAAAUGAUCCUGUAUACCCAGAGGCUAUUUACGUAAACCGCAAGGGAUACCAUUCAAUAAAUGUGCAGUUGAUAUGCGACCCAAAUUUGAAAAUUAUAAAUGUAUGUGCAAGGUACCCUGGCAGUUCACAUGAUAAUUUUAUUUGGAAUAAUAGCAACGUGUUACCUAUUGUUGAAAAUUUGUAUCGAAAUGGUCAUAGAUGGUACUAUUUGUUAGGUGAUUCUGGUUACGCACUUCGUCCAUGGAUGUUAACACCACUACUUAAUGUUUUACCAAAUACUCCAGAAGCUGCAUACAAUGAACGGCAGAUGAGCACUAGAUCCAUUAUAGAACGGUGUAAUGGCGUAUUAAAACUACGAUUUAGAUGUCUAUUAAAACACCGAACUCUACAUUACUCUCCUCAAAGAUCUUCUAAAAUUAUUAAUGCCUGUUGCAUUCUUCACAACAUAUGUGUAGAUAAUAAUCUGAGGCCAAUUGAAUUUGGAGAAGAAAAUGAAGGCAACGAAGAGGAUGAUCUGGGAAUUUAUGAUUAUAAUGAUCCUGUCGUAGAUGAACAAUUUGUAGGUGUUAAUAGAAUUAACCCCGACUUAGUUGCUGCAAGAAGGUUACAACAACAAGUAAUAAGAAAUCACUUUGCUGUAUGAAUGUUGAAUAUGAAUUAUGUAGUAAAUUAACUUUUUUAUGUUGUUUGUAAA
This is a messenger RNA of Anoplophora glabripennis (Asian longhorned beetle), 1435 nucleotides long. RefSeq names its product putative nuclease HARBI1. Lineage: Eukaryota; Metazoa; Arthropoda; Insecta; Coleoptera; Cerambycidae. Bases 203 to 1384 code for a protein of 393 amino acids. The transcript has 5 exons. The record is from RefSeq and is a predicted model, not a curated record.